CAGUUACGCCACAUCCGCUGCUGUUGUUGACAUUAGUGCACUUUCGAGGUUUCCCUUAUUUAAUAUUUGAUCAAAUAAAAUUAGCGAUAUUUUGCAUUUUGUUUAUGCAAUGCGUAAAAUAUAAAAAACUCGUGAUUUCCAGAGCGCGUGCUGCAAGUCAAGUAGGAGAUGUGUAAUGAGUAUAUUUAUAAAUCUCAAUAACAGCAGUUGAACAUCCUCGAAUCAGAUCAUUAUUAAAGUAUAUUGAUUAAACUAAAGAUGAUGAAGAGAGCCGUGCGACACACGCGGAGAGGCAGACCGAGUAAAAGCAGAGGAAAACCUGCAGUAGUGGAUGAACUUCGAGAAGACAGACAUGAGCACACAGGCCGAAUGAGCAGCGAGUUCUGUCGAUUGUGUCAUGGGAAGUUUUCCACGCGGCGACUGCGGCAGGCAUUUGCGCAGCUGCAGGAAGAGUCGUGCGGCGUUUAUCCGCUCUUCUGCACAGACUUCCAGCGGCUGUUAGGAAUUCCCAUGAACAGAGACCCCAGUCUGUCCCAGUUCAUCUGCAACAACUGCCACGCUCAGUUCUACAAGUGUCACAGUAUACUGCUGAACUUUAGGAACAGGGUCAACCUCAACCCGUUCACUGCAGACAGGAACAGCACUGAAAACUCUUCAACAAAAGAUGACAUCAGUUUAUUCCCGUCACACAUGAAGUCAGACAGCAGGUGUCUGCACGAUCUGGUGUCUUGGGCUCACGAUCAUGCAGAGGGCUGCCGUUCCUGUCCUGACCUGCGAGAGGUGCUGGAGGGGCAGUGCCGGGGGGCUCUGAAGGUUGUGUGGGCUUGUGUGGAGGGUCACAGGUAUGUGAUGGACACCAGCACUGGCCUGACAAACACUGACACUCAAUCUGAUGCAUAUGAAAGAAGAAAUGAGAACCACCAACCAGCAUCCAGAGCUGAGAGCGGAAAAACUCACAGCAACACUCCUGCAGGCCGAACUGGAGUCCUGCAGUGUGGUGAGCAGACGGCACAGCUGACAGACAGAGAUGAUGCAGACAGUGAGCUCUCAGACAGGAACAUGUUGAGUGAUGAUGAUGAGUGUGAGGAGAAGACGAAGAGCUGUUCAUCUGAAGAGAGCUCUGAUGUGAACCCAGACAAACGUUCUUCAAAGAGAAACAACAGCAAAGAGCCCAAGCCACUGGAAUCCAAAGCCCGGAGGAAGCCUGGACCGAAGCCUGGCUGGAAGAAGAACCUCAAGUCAGAACGAGAGGAGCUGCCCACCAUCUACAAAUGUCCUCACCCAGGCUGUACAGCGGUGUACAGAGGAGCUGACGGCAUGAAGAAACACAUCAAGGAGCAUCACGAGGAGGUGCGGGAGAGACCCUGUCCACAUCCAGGCUGCAACAAAGUCUUCAUGAUCGACAGAUACCUGCAGAGACAUGUCAAACUCAUACACACAGAGGUGCGGAACUACAUCUGCGAUCAGUGCGGUCAGACGUUCAAACAGAGGAAACAUCUGUCUGUGCAUCAGAUGCGGCACUCAGGAGCCAAACCUCUGCAGUGUGAGGUGUGCGGUUUCCAGUGCCGUCAGCGAGCUUCUCUCAAGUAUCACAUGACCAAACACAAGGCCGAGGCAGACCUGGAGUUUGCCUGUACGUUAUGUGGCAAACGCUUUGAGAAGGCACACAAUCUGAACGUGCACAUGUCGAUGGUUCAUCCACUCAUGCAGGGGGGAGUUCUCUCCAUCCCUCCAGAGUCAGACCCUCAGAAUUCAUCAGCGCAACACACUGACCUCCAAUCAGACCAGACCAGGACUGACUCAAACCCAUCAGACAUGAACUAUGUGCAGGAGAAUCUUCCGUCCAAACUCAUGGAUGGCACCGUCGUAUAGACUGAUUCAAUCGCAUGUGUACAGCAGGAAGUGAACAGUGUUUUAAUGAUGCAGAGCUCAUCACAUUUAUGAUGUCUAAAAAUAUUACAACCAUCACAUGUGCAAUUAAACAUGCUCAAACGAACAGAUUACAGCUUUGAUCCAAAACCCUAGUGAGCUGCCAUGAAAUCUACUAUCUACACCAUGUGCGUCCAUUGACGUGCCGCAAUGACUUGGCUGUCCAAGCUGGACGUGUUGAAGUCUCUAUUCUAAUAGACGUGUAGAAAUCAUAGAUCAGCUGAUAAUAUAGGCAAAAUAGUCAAACUAGUUUAAUCAAUAUUUUUCAGUAUUGAAUGAAUAAUUUUUAUCAGUGUUUAAUAAAUUCGGUUUAGAAUAAGCAGGGUUCCUACAGUAAUGAAAAACCUUGAAGUAUCUAAACUUUUAAUUGUAUUUUCCAGACAUGGAAAAGUCAUGGAAAUUAAUACAAUUCUAAAAAACAAAAUCUAUAUUCACUAUAGAAUUUUAUAUUUUCUAGCUUUGCUCGCCACUACAAUAUUUCAUCAUCUAGAAAUAUCUCUUUGUGAGUCCAAUCUCUAUAAAAUUUAUAUAAAAUUCACUAACUGGAAAAGUCAUGAAAAUGCAUUGGUCAAAAGGUGUGGGAAACGUGGAUGAAAACAUUUCUUGUUUAGUCAACCUUUGAUGUAUUUUUCACUGGGCUCUUCACAGUGUGUUCUAGAAUUGCAAGAAUCUCCAUUUAGGACACAAUACUGCUUUAGACCUUGACCAAAAUGAGGCAUGGUGUUGCUUCCUAUCUUUAAAUCACAACACAACACUGCUGUCUAAGUAGGCAGCUCACUAGGUUUUGGAAAAGAGCUAAUGACAGAUUUUCAUAGACAUGUGUGCUGAUGAUGUCAGUCCAGACACUGGGUCUCAUUCACAAACUGUUAAUGUGUGCAAAUGUUUUCUUGCAAAGUUCACACAUUUUUUUUCCUAAAUGUAGGAUCUAGAACCAAAACACAUAUGCAAAAAGAAAUCACUGGCAGAGUUCAAUUUUAAAUAUUUAUUUAUACUGUGAUAAUAUGUUAGAAUUGAAUAACUAAGUGACCCAACGAAGUGUCUUAUUUCAGAGUAACAAAAAUGAUACGUAACCAUUUUAGACAGGUUCUGUAUAAAAAAGCAGCUGACGUGUAGUUGUGGUCUAGGUCUGUAUAAAGUUGUUUAUUGUGCACACUUUGGAAAGGUUUGGUCUCAGGUGACAGCACACAUUUAGAGAUAUGUUUGCAGAGAGUGACCAAUAGCUGUACAGGAGAGGUUGUAUGGAAAGCAGAGAGAGGGCAAGAACAUUUACGUGCGUACGCACCUGUUCUGAAUCCAGCAGAAAU
Messenger RNA from Myxocyprinus asiaticus (Chinese sucker), 3233 nucleotides. It is a transcript of the gene znf276, whose product is annotated as zinc finger protein 276. The record is from RefSeq and is a predicted model, not a curated record. The transcript has 11 exons. Bases 259 to 1872 code for a protein of 537 amino acids. Gene Ontology annotation, molecular function: chromatin insulator sequence binding; zinc ion binding. Lineage: Eukaryota; Metazoa; Chordata; Actinopteri; Cypriniformes; Catostomidae. Gene Ontology annotation, biological process: regulation of transcription by RNA polymerase II. Gene Ontology annotation, cellular component: kinetochore; nucleus; chromosome.